Messenger RNA from Hylaeus volcanicus, 1937 nucleotides. RefSeq names its product zinc finger CCCH-type with G patch domain-containing protein-like. Gene Ontology annotation, cellular component: nucleus. The record is from RefSeq and is a predicted model, not a curated record. Gene Ontology annotation, biological process: regulation of transcription by RNA polymerase II; negative regulation of DNA-templated transcription. NCBI's taxonomy places the organism in Eukaryota, Metazoa, Arthropoda, Insecta, Hymenoptera, Colletidae. Gene Ontology annotation, molecular function: metal ion binding; DNA-binding transcription factor activity, RNA polymerase II-specific; RNA polymerase II cis-regulatory region sequence-specific DNA binding. The transcript is spliced from 9 exons. Bases 271 to 1836 code for a protein of 521 amino acids.
GAGUAUAGUUCGAUGUCACUGCUGCUUGCUUCGCUUUGGUACUUUCCAGUUUCCAGUACUUUACUUUCACCUUCGUUUCAUUUGGUUUCGGUACAGUUUCGGUACUAUACCAUAUACCAAUAUACCUGACUAUACCUGAACAAUACCUGAAUGGUAACUGUCAAACUCACAUUCAGUCAGAUUUGGUCAAAUUCAAAUUUGUUUGACGUGCAAAUCGGUGCAAGUUGUCAGUUCACAAAGACUUCCUAGUUGUUACUCUUUAUCGUAAACAUGACAGACCCGGAAAGUUUAAGGAAAGCGAUCGUGCAAUACGAACAACAGCUGGAGCAAGUUCAGGCAACCUUAUCCGCGACAGCAUCACGGGCUGACAGAGACAAUUUGUUAAGCUUGAAGUCAGAUAUACAAGAACUAAUUAAUCUGACAAAAGAAAACUUGCGUAGCGUCGAAACGGCUGAUAUAGGAAACAAGUUAAAGUUGGAAAAUUUAAACGACGAGGAUGACGAUCCGCUAGCAAAGGAAUAUGCCUUGUUUAAGACCGAAUUGGAGGAGGUCUCCGACGACUCUGAAAAUAGUAAGCAGAACGAACAAGUCAACGGAGCUUCGAACGAUAUAGAAGAAGAAUUGAGGCAGCUCGAAGGCAUGAAAUGUAGAGCCCCGCAUGGUACCAGUUGGGGUGGUGUCGGUUUCCAUAACGCUAUGAUAUGCUCGGUUUAUCGGAACGAUCUUACAGAAAUAAAAAAUAUGCAAGACAUAAAGGUCAGAGUAUUUUUCUUAAAUCCAACGCACAAAGAAAUGCUUCCGUGCCCUUACUAUUUGGAUGGAAAAUGUAAAUUUUCUGAUGAGGAUUGCAGAUUUUCGCAUGGCGAACUAGUACCAUUAUCUAGCAUACAGGAAUAUAGAGAACCUGAUUUUAUAAGUAUAAAAAUGGGCAGUAGAGUACUGGCAAAGCAGAAGAAUGAGUUAUGGCACAGAUGCGUCGUAUUAAAAUUACCAGAUAAAGAUGGAGAUGUUUUUCGAAUAAAGUUUGAAGCAAGCGGUAAUAUCGCCGAAACUUGUUUACAAGACAUUUUGCCUCUCGACGAUGCAGACUUGGAAAUGUCAGACACGUCUGAAGAUACGGAUGGCGAAGAUAGCGAAACUGAUUCGCCAGGUUAUUCUGAAAAGGAAGUAAUUUACAAAUCUUUCCUUACUUUGGAAAGUAAUGCACCGUUAGGAAAUUGGGAGAAACACACGCGUGGUAUAGCAAGUAAAUUAAUGGCUCGCAUGGGAUACGUAGCUGGUACCGGUCUUGGAAAACAUUCCGAUGGCAGAAUAGAACCAGUCGAAGCAACCGUGUUACCUGCUGGUAAAUCUUUAGAUCACUGUAUGGAGUUGCGAGAAAAUGCGGGUGGAGAUAAAAAUCUAUUUUCCGUGGAACAUAGAAUGCGGAAGCAACAGCAAAAAUUAGAACGACAAAGGGAAAGGCAAUAUCAAAGAGCGAAACAACAAGAAGAAAAAAAUAUAUUUAAUUUCAUAAAUGCAACCUUGGGUGACAAAUCCAAAACUGAUACGCAAACGAGUACCUCGAAAAGUAAGAACUACCUUAAAACGGAAUCCAACCGACAGUUAAAUGUAGCAAGCUUACAAAUUGGAGAAAAUAUUUUAAGGCUGGAGAGAGAAUCUUCAAAGUUAAAAGAAUCGUUAACGAGGCACGCAAAGGGUAGCGUUCACUACAAUAACAUUGUAAUGAAAUACAACGAGAAGCAGAAAGAAAUUGUUGAUUUGAGGGCAUCUGAAAAAAAUAUAGUUGCCGAACAAAAUCAACGAAAAAAUAAAGCAAAGCUCUCUAUAUUUUGAUAUCCAUUUCACUUUUCUAAAGUCAAUUAUAAUACUUACCGACAUUACUUACCGAUGUGUAUAUAAAAGAAUAGUAAAUAAAGAAACUUUAAAAUUUGAAA